GCGUGAAGAAGGGUUUUGAAAGAGUCGCUUAGCCUUCGAAGAGUCGCUAAGCCUAGGCUGUUCCUGUCGGAUCGGAAGGCAGGACGGGAGCUUGCCGCGUGCUUCUCGUGAAGAAGAAUAUUGAAAGAGUCGCUAAAGACUUCGCCUAGUUCUAGGACGCUGUUCUUGUCGGAUCGGAAAUCAGGCGCGAGUUGACCGCCAAGCUAGGUUGGAGAUGACAGGAGUAGUUCUUGGGAUGCCUGGCCCGUGGGCGGAAAACUUCCUGGAAAAAGCUGAUCACUAUACUACGAAGAUUGGAGGAUUGCCUGAUUGGCCAAUCCCCGACAUGUUUAUCGAGACUGAUCUAACAAAAUGCAUUUUGUGCGGAGAAAGGCUUUGCCUUUUUGCCCAGGUAUAUGCUCCAAUUAAAAUGCCCAAAUCGAAUGUUCAGGAGAGAGUCAUCUAUGUCUUUGGCUGUUUAACGUCAAAAUGUGGAAGCAGUCCUAAGUGCUGGCGAGCUCUUCGCAUACAAAAGUGCACUAGCGAGAAGCUUUUAAAUGAUAUCCUUCAAGAUUCCAAACCUUCUAAAAUAUGCAAUGGGGAUGAGAAAAACUUGGGUAGUGUUAACUAUGAAAGCGUUGAGGAGGACUUGGUGAGUGACAAUGGAGAAAGUAUUGAUGACGAAUAUGAUGAUCUAGACUUUGGUGAAUUGGCUCGGGAACUUUCUGAAGCUUUUUCUCAAGCUUCUAAUUCUAUAAAGCAGAAAGGCUCCUCCAUUUUAGAAGCUACUACGAAGAGUAUGCAAUCUAAGCCAAUACUAGACGACAUAAAUUCUGGCAGACCUGCGGUUCCUUGCUUUUAUAUAUAUCCUCAGGAAGAUCAAUCCUUUGGUGAAGUUACUGCCCUUUGUGCCAAUUAUACUGCACUUUCGGUUAAACAAGAAAAUGACUCUUCUAAUGAUCAAAAAGAGGAAGAAGUUUGGGAAGGAGAGGGAUAUGAAUAUGAUAAGGCUUUGGGUGCUGACAGAACUUUUUUGAAGUUCAAGAAACGGAUGGAUGCAUAUCCAGAGCAAUGUUUUAGGUAUUCAUAUGGUGGUACGCCACUUUUGGCUAAAAUUGAUUUGGCAGAACCCAAUCCUUGCAAUCUUUGUGGUUCACCACGACAAUUUGAAAUGCAAAUGAUGCCCCCUUUGUUGUAUUUUCUUCAUGAAGCUGUUGAUGGCUCCUCUGCUUGCUUGCUAGAGAAAUGGAAUUGGAUGACCCUUCUUGUGUACACCUGUUCUAGUAACUGUUGUUCCAAUUCAUGCACAGAACAGCUGAGCAACCAUGGCUGGGCCGUGGCUGAAGAGGCAAUUGUAAUUCAGGAUGACUAGUAUUCUCAAAAUUUGAUCCCGACUUCUAUGGACGCACGGCAACAUCGAUUAUUUUAGCUUCUUUUUCCUGCACCCCUACAAUCCUUCGAUAGCUCCUUGCGAUUUCUUUGUUAUGAUAUUUUUGGGUUUUGUUGGCAUAUGUGACUGCAACAUUUUUGGUGAUUUGCACUGCGGUUAUUAUACAAUCCUUGUCUCCCUAUGGCUCGUAGGGGUUGGAGAUAAGGCUACCUACUUAUCUUUUGAUUUUUUUAGAUGUAAGUUGAGGAUUUUUUAUUGAUAUAUAUACAAACUGUUAUCCUUGAUUUCUACUUUGAUGAAAUAAAAUUUUGCUUAUGUACAAUUUCUUUUAGCAUCUCCCAAUGCAAAUGGAGAUUGAAGA
This is a messenger RNA of Dendrobium catenatum, 1730 nucleotides long. RefSeq names its product probable 20S rRNA accumulation protein 4. The coding region runs from base 215 to 1351 and encodes 378 amino acids. The record is from RefSeq and is a predicted model, not a curated record. NCBI's taxonomy places the organism in Eukaryota, Viridiplantae, Streptophyta, Magnoliopsida, Asparagales, Orchidaceae. The transcript is spliced from 9 exons. Gene Ontology annotation, cellular component: cytoplasm.